AUGCAGGCCACCGGGAGCGUGACCUGGGUCGUCGGCGCCCAGGCGUCCGUCUUGGGGAGAUGCAGCGGCGGGGUGCCCUACCCUUCGUCGUCGUCUUCUGCUUCCUCUGGUAGGUCCCAGGGGCUCGGCACGGUGCGGUGCUGCGUGCAGGCGCAGGAGAAGAAGCCACGGGUGAGGAAGACCAAGGAGGAGCGGAGGGAGAUGGUCGAGUCCUUCGUUGACAUGUAUCGGGUUUCAAACAACGGGAAAUUUCCUUCAGUCAAUCUUACACACAAGGAAGUUGGAGGAUCAUAUUAUAUAGUCCGUGAAAUUAUGAGAGAUAUCAUCCAAGAGAACAGAGUUCUUGGCCCUGGUGACUUGAAUGCUAAGACGUUGAGUUUUCAGGAUUGCCCUGAUUCUUCAGAAUUAUCAAAUAGGCAUGAAUUGGGCCAAGACAACAUAGAGAUAUUAGAUAUGUCUGAUGGGUAUCAUGGCAACAAAGAUUAUGUGCUGGAAAUGUCUGACAAGGAUGAAGCAUUUUCAUUGCAAACGAACUUCAUCAGCACUCAACAGUUACUGACCUCAUCUGAUAUCUUGGAAUCUGGUAUUCUGAACAGUGUACUCCAAAAUGGGAAUGUAGCAGAUGCAACAUGCUUGGAGCCAAACCUUGAGAAACAAGACGAAGCCUUGCGUGGGAAACCAAGGGAGUCUCAGACUAAUAGUUCUGAGAUGCAAGCCCCAUCUCUUGCUCAUGUUUCUGAUUUGCAUAAGGAAAUUGAGGUCACCAAUGCAGGGGAUGAGCAUGAGGAAACAACCAGUAGCAUCACUGAUGAAGUCACUCUUUCCCCAGAACGUAGUGUUGUUUCUCAAACAAAUGGUGCACUUCUACAUGAGCAUGUGACAUCACCUGACGAAUGUGGUGUCACAACUAAUACUGCUGUUGAUGAGGCUAUUGUUUUCUCAGAAAAUAAUGGCGUUCUUCAGACAGAUCAGAUCCUUAUACAGGAGCAUGAGAUAGUACCUGAAACAUCAAGUAUCGAGACAGAAGUUGUUCAGGUUGCAGAUGGCCAAUUUAGAUCUGCAACACCUGCAACUCAAAUGGAUGCUUAUACCUCGAAUACAAGUGCAGCAACAAUAGAAUCAGCUGUGUCCAUUGAUCAUCAUGAUGUGGUUGAGCGACCACUGCUUGGUGCCAGCCCUAACGAACAACGAAAGCCAGAAGAUCUUGCCUCUCGACCAGCAAUGGAUACAAAGGGUUUUCUGCAAAAGGAAUACAACCACAACACGGUAGAGAAAGAUGUAAGUGAAAUCAAGAAAUCGGUAUCUGGCAUCACAGAAGAAGAGCGUGAGGCAAGCAAGGCUAAUCAUGAACAUGGGAUAAGUGCGACAACAACGAUCGGCAGGAGAACUGGGAAGGAACAGCAGAAGAAAGAGGACAACCUAUUUUGGCUUAUCGUAAGGGCAUUUGUUGUUUCUAUGUCCAAGUUGUGGGCAAAAUGA
This is a messenger RNA of Triticum turgidum subsp. durum (durum wheat), 1479 nucleotides long. Lineage: Eukaryota; Viridiplantae; Streptophyta; Magnoliopsida; Poales; Poaceae. The record is from the annotation of a GenBank genome assembly.